Messenger RNA from Nicotiana attenuata, 1407 nucleotides. Its product is annotated as pectin acetylesterase 8-like. Lineage: Eukaryota; Viridiplantae; Streptophyta; Magnoliopsida; Solanales; Solanaceae. The transcript has 13 exons. The record is from RefSeq and is a predicted model, not a curated record. Gene Ontology annotation, biological process: cell wall organization. Gene Ontology annotation, molecular function: pectin acetylesterase activity. Gene Ontology annotation, cellular component: plant-type cell wall. The coding region runs from base 98 to 1312 and encodes 404 amino acids.
CUUGCUUCUACAGUCUACUAGUAUAUAAUUUCUUUCUCUCGGGAAAAUAGAACUCCUUUCUUUUGCUUUCUCUCACCAGCCUUUCUAAGAAGACCAAAUGAUGGUAACCUUUUUCUUAGCUUUGCUAGCAUCUUCAGCAAUGUUGACAGCUAUUAUGGCCCAACAACCACAAGAACUGAAAGUGAACAUCACCAUACUUCACAGCGCCACUGCUGAAGGCGCAGUGUGCCUAGAUGGGAGCCCUCCGGCAUAUCAUCUUGAUCAGGGAUAUGGUAGUGGACUUCUCAGCUGGAUCAUCGUUGUUGAUGGCGGUGGUUGGUGCUCUAGUAUCUCUGAUUGCCAACAUCGUUCAAAUAGCGGCUUAGGUUCUUCCACAAAUACGCUUCCACCACAAGUCACAUUUUCGGGAAUUCUUCAUGACGAUUCCAGAAUUAAUCCAGACUUUUACAAUUGGAAUAGAGUUAGAGUCAGAUAUUGUGAUGGGUCGUCGUUCACAGGUGAUGUUGAAGAUGUUGAUCCUGAUACCAAACUUUAUUAUAGAGGAGCAAGAAUCUUCAGAGCCAUUAUGAAUGAUUUAUCCAGAAAAGGAAUGCAAACGGCUGAAAAUGCAAUUCUAACCGGAACUUCAGCUGGAGGAUUGGCUACAAUCUUGAAUUGCGAUAAGUUCAAGUCUCUCCUUCCAGAUGAUGCCAGAGUAAAGUGCGUUGCAGAUGCAGCUUUCUUCAUCAAUGCCAAGGCAAUAUCUGGUACUUUAGAUAUCCAAGAUGAGUAUAGGAGAGUGGUUACUUUGCAUGGAUCGGCUAAGAAUUUGCCUCUAUCUUGCACCUCUAUAAUGGAACCAAGUUUGUGCUUUUUCCCCCGAAAUGUUGUUCCAUACGUUCAGACUCCAUUUUUCAUAAUCAAUUCACACUAUGACUCUUGGCAGAUAAUUCAAAAUACUAAUUCCAGGUUAGUUACAUUUUGGUCCCUGAAUAGUGAAUACCUCGAUCCUCAGCAUAUCUGGAAGCAUUGCAAGAGUCAUAUAAGUAACUGCACAUUUAUCCAGCGUAUGAUCAUUCAAGGUUAUGGAGUGGAGUUCUUGAAGGCAUUCUUGGGACUCACCCCUUCGUUUACGAGGGGUUAUUUCAUAACCUCUUGUUAUUCCCAUGGUGAAAUUGUAUGGACGAGUUACUGGUUCAGUCCUACCUCUCCAAGAGUGCUUAAUAAGACAAUUGCGGAAGCUGUUGCAGAUUGGUACUUUGAUAGAGCAGGGUUCCAUCAAUACAUCCACCCAUACCCAUGUGCUAGAGAUUGUGCCUUGUCAACUUCAUGAAACUUUUUUAAGUAGUCUUAUGCUAAAUGCUCUGCUGAGCUGUGUAGAAGUACUGUUCCAGUAUUCAGUGAAUGAAAAAUUAACUUUUGUUUAGA